Molecule: messenger RNA, 3336 nt
Organism: Salvelinus namaycush (lake trout)
Lineage: Eukaryota; Metazoa; Chordata; Actinopteri; Salmoniformes; Salmonidae
Product: long-chain-fatty-acid--CoA ligase 1-like
Exons: 21
Coding region: 22-2115 (697 amino acids)
Biological process (GO): very long-chain fatty acid metabolic process; long-chain fatty-acyl-CoA biosynthetic process; long-chain fatty acid metabolic process
Cellular component (GO): membrane; endoplasmic reticulum
Molecular function (GO): arachidonate-CoA ligase activity
Source: RefSeq, a predicted model, not a curated record
GACGCUAGCAAAGGCCCAACCAUGCAAGCCCAGCAGCUCCUGAAUCAGCUGCGCUUCCCCGAGCUGGAUGAGGUGCGGCAGUACCUGCGCAGCCUGUCCACACACACGUUGGUGGGUGUGGGGGCAUUCGCUGCUCUCACAACCUACUGGUACACCACCCGGCCCAAGGCCCUGAAGCCACCAUGCGACCUGAGAAUGCAGUCCGUCGAGGUUCCGGGAGGAGAGUAUGCCCGCCGGUCAGCGCUGAUGGACAGCGACAAACACAUGACCCACCUGUACAACGACGCCAAGACCAUGUAUGAGUUCUUCCUCAGGGGCGCACGGGUCUCCAACAAUGGUCCCUGUCUUGGAGCAAGACAACCAAGCCAGCCCUAUGAGUGGCUGUCAUACUCCGAGGUAGCAGAGAAGGCAGAGAACCUGGGCUCAGCGCUGCUCCACAGGGGACACACUAAAACCAAAGACCAGUUCAUUGGCAUCUUUGCUCAGAACCGACCAGAGUGGACCAUCGCUGAGCUGGCCUGCUAUACCUUCUCCCUGGUGGCUGUGCCCCUGUAUGACACUCUGGGCACUGAGGCCAUCGCCUAUGUCAUCGACAAGGCCACCAUUUCCAGCAUACUGUGUGACGUCCCUGAGAAGGCCAGGCUGGUCCUGGAGUGCGUCUCUGGCAGGGAGCACAGUGUCAGAACCAUCAUCCUCAUGGAGCCCUUUGAUGAUGAGCUGGUGGCCAAGGGGAAGGACUGUGGCAUCGACAUUCUCAGCCUGAGCCAAGUGGAGGCUAUCGGCAAGGCCCACCACCACCAACCAGUUCCUCCCAGUCCUGAAGACAUGGCUGUCGUCUGCUUCACCAGUGGAACCACAGGGAACCCAAAGGGAGCCAUGCUGACACAUGGGAAUGUUGCUUCCAACUGCUCUGCCUUCAUCAAAGUCAUUGAGGAUCACCUCAUAUUAGACCACCACGAUGUUCAUAUAUCCUACCUGCCCCUUGCUCAUAUGUUCGAGAGGGUUGUAGAGGGAGUCAUUCUGGUGCAUGGGGGGAGGAUUGGUUUCUUCCAGGGAGACAUCCGCCUGCUGAUGGAUGACCUCACCACCCUGAGGCCUACAGUGUUUCCUAUGGUGCCACGCCUCCUCAACAGGAUGUUCGACAAGAUCUAUGGGCAGGCUAACAACUCUCUGAAGAGGUGGGUGCUGGACUUUGCCUUUAAAAGGAAAGAGGCUGAGCUGCUGAGUGGCAUCAUUAGGAGGGACAGCAUCUGGGACAAACUCAUCUUUAGGAAAGUGCAGGCCAGUCUGGGAGGACGGGUGCGUCUGAUGAUAACAGGUGCUGCCCCCGUGUCUGCCACGGUGCUGACGUUCCUGCGAGCCGCGCUGGGCUGCCAAUUGUAUGAGGGGUAUGGACAGACUGAAUGCACAGCGGGCUGCACACUGACAGUACCAGGGGAUUGGACAGCAGGUCAUGUUGGAGCGCCCCUGCCAUGUAACUCGGUGAAGCUGGUGGAUGUGGCUGAGAUGAACUACCUGGCUGCCAAUGGAGAGGGAGAGGUGUGUGUGAAAGGAGUUAACGUGUUUCUGGGCUACUUGAAAGACCCCGAGAAGACGGAGGAGACCAUUGAUGCUAACGGCUGGGUCCACACAGGGGACAUUGGCAAGUGGUUACCGAACGGAACUUUGAAAAUUGUGGACAGGAAGAAGCACAUCUUCAAGCUGGCCCAGGGAGAGUACAUUGCACCGGAGAAGAUUGAGAAUAUCUACACCAGGAGUGACGCAGUGGCACAGGUCUUUGUGCACGGGGACAGCCUACAGGCAUGCCUAGUAGCCAUCAUUGUGCCAGAUCCUGACUUCCUUCCUGGCUGGGCCAAGAAGAGAGGACUGGAGGGAUCCUACGGAGACCUAUGCAACAACAUGGAUGUAAAGAAGGCCAUCUUGGAAGACAUCUUGAAACUAGGAAAAGACAGUGGUCUGAAAUCUUUUGAGCAGGUGAAGGACAUCACCCUGUUCACAGAGAUGUUCUCUAUCCAAAAUGGACUUCUCACUCCCACCCUGAAAGCCAAGAGAGCAGAACUCAGGAACUACUUCAGGGAGCAGAUCGACAAACUGUACUCCAAGAUCAAGAUGUGAACAGUGGGAGAACGGAAGCUAUUGCAGAAUGAAGCAUCAGCAUCAAAUGAAGUAGUGGUUUGUGCUGAGUUCUCAGGCAUCUCCUCCUUUUGGACUGCAACUCUCAGGGCUACAUGUUCUCACUUUCCAGAACACCCUCCAACACAAACACUAAAGCCUAAAUGUGAUUUUAUUUUUUCUUAGAUAUAUUUAGAUAUCUAUCUAUAUAGGGAAUGUGUUUUUGUUUGCACUGUUCUUCAGUGGUUCAAUGAUGUGAAAGCUUGAGAUCGAGAACCAUGAUUGUGAAAAUGUUCAAUGUAAUCUUGGGAAGGACUAUAGCAUCUUAUUAAUUUCAUUCAACACCAUUACUUUAGAUAUAUUUGAAUUUAGACUUUCUACAGACAAUCUUUGUAAGGUAUACAAUAUGUGUAAAUUAUUUGUGUGGGGAAAAGUCAUUCAAAUCAAUUACUUUAUUGAAUUGUUAGCUGUUUUUAUUAGGUUGUGGUGUUAUUUGAUUAAUGUGCACAACUUGUUUCACAUGUGUAAUCAGAUGGUAUGUGAUUUACAGUUUUCUAUCAAUUUGGCACAUUUCUUAGAUGUAAGUGGUCUAUUUUCAAAACUCUAAACUGAUAACACUUGUAAUGCCACCUAUCUUAUGUUCAGAACCUUUGAUUUAGCAUUGGGGUUUCACACAUCUUUCACCACUGACUCAUUUAUGCAAAAUCAAAGUUUUCCAUUAAAUAGUAUGAGCACAUUUAGUUUAGUCCCCAAUACAAUAGAUAAUGAUAUACUCACAAUUUAAUCAUUUUAACUAUCAUUUCAUUAAAUGGCAAAAAAUACAAGAUGCACAUUUCUAGUUCUAACCAGUUAUCAAACUAUAUAUGUUAACUACACAUUUUUGGUUCAGUAGUUUGUGAUCGUUUUGUUAACAAAUGACAAAAUUAUAUCUAAAGUGAAUAUUGCAUUUUGAAAAGCAGAUGCAUAGAUUGAAUAUGUAUCUGAAUUGAAAGACUGAUUUGGUGCAGUGAACAAGUGAUUUUGGUAAUGUUUAUUCUACUCAGUCGAAAAUGUUCUUAGAGUUUUCAAGACGUACCACAUACUUGUGAAAAUUGCACGAGUGAUAAAAAAAAUAGUGUCGCAAAUAUGACAUAUUGCAUAGUUGAAACUUGGCGUUGAUGUGUUAUUUCGACUACUAUGUUGUCUUGGAUUUGUUUUGUAAAAAAUAAAUACAGAUUUUCGGAG